Hibiscus syriacus is the source of this 1492-nucleotide messenger RNA. Its product is annotated as dnaJ homolog subfamily B member 4-like. The transcript has 3 exons. Gene Ontology annotation, molecular function: protein-folding chaperone binding. The record is from RefSeq and is a predicted model, not a curated record. NCBI's taxonomy places the organism in Eukaryota, Viridiplantae, Streptophyta, Magnoliopsida, Malvales, Malvaceae. Gene Ontology annotation, cellular component: cytosol. The coding region runs from base 219 to 1250 and encodes 343 amino acids.
CUUGUCUGCAGAAAAAAAAUCUCCCAUUUUUCAUGUUCCAAUCAAUGGAACAUUAAAAUUCAUAGAUUUUUUCCUGCAGAAUUUGGAUUUACCGACAGAAAGAGGGAUUUUAGCGGAUAUUCUUCUUUUUCCUCGUGGGUUUUUUUGUCAAUUUGUUGAAAGGAUUUGAUGAUUUUAUAGGAUUUGGGUCGAAUUGUAAAGACAAAAAUCAAGAAAGAAUGGGGGUGGAUUAUUACAAUGUGUUGAAAGUGGACAGGACUGCAACGGAAGAUGAUCUGAAAAAAGCAUAUAGGAAACUGGCAAUGAAAUGGCAUCCUGACAAGAACCCAAACAAUAAAAAGGAAGCUGAGGCCAAUUUCAAGCAGAUCUCAGAGGCCUAUGAGGCAAGUCUUUCCUUCAUUUUGUUUCAGGUCUUGAGUGAUCCUCAAAAGAGAGCAAUUUACAAUCAGCAGGGUGAAGAAGGGUUGAAAAACAUCCCUCCACCGGGCAGUGGCGGAUCAUCAAGAAAUGGCUUCUGUGGGUCGAGCGGGUUCAAUCCUAGGAAUGCCGAGGAUAUAUUUGCCGAGUUCUUUGGAAGUAGUCCUUUCGAAUUCGGGUCAGUGGGACCUGGUAGGUCUGCAAGAUUCCACUCUGAUGGAGGGAAGUUUGGAGGGUUUGGUUGCACUGACAACAAUUUUCGAACUUACAAUGAUACAACUCCGCCCAGGAAACCACCCCCGGUUGAGAGCAAAUUGCCUUGCACCCUUGAAGAACUGUACACUGGAUCGACAAGGAAGAUGAAGAUCUCAAGAACUGUUGUCAAUUCAUCUGGGCGGCAAGCACAGGAAUCGGAAACAUUAACCAUCGACGUAAAGCCAGGGUGGAAGAAAGGAACAAAGAUUACUUUCCCAGAUAAAGGAAAUGAACAGCCAAAUCAGCUUCCGGCGGACCUUGUAUUUGUAAUCGAUGAGAAACCCCAUGAUCUUUACAAAAGAGACGGCAACGAUCUUAUCGUCGACCGAAAGGUGUCACUGGCCGAGGCACUUGGGGGUACAACUGUAAAUCUAACUACGCUUAAUGGCCGUAAGUUGUCGUUGCCCAUAACUGACAUUAUCCACCCGGGUUAUGAGCUCAUUGUUGCUAAGGAAGGAAUGCCAAUUGCAAAGGAGCCUGGUAAUAGGGGUGAUCUUAGGAUCAAAUUCGAUGUGAAGUUCCCUACAAAGUUGACACCGGAGCAACGAGCCGGACUCAAACGUGUUCUAGGGGGUUGAAGUAGGAAAUCUUUCCCUAUUGUAUCGGCACUGACUGUGGCACCGAAACGUCAAAUAUGGUCUGAUAUAGUCAUUGACUGGCAUCUUGGAGGUAGAGAGUUGGCUUGCCCGUCUAUCGUAGUUUAACUGCCCAUCAUUUUUGGUGCAUUGUAGGGCACUUGCCUCAAUCAAAUGUAUCUUUCAAUGCCCUAAACCUAUGUAACCUAUUAUAAUUGGCUUUAUCUUUGAUCAUUAUUUUUUUU